AUGAUUUCAGCUACAUCAAUAACAAACAGAAUCUGUGGUGUUGCGAGCAGCGCCGAUCUUUUCCUUCACAAUAAUGCCGGUAUUUUUCUUAUGCUCUCGGCGCAAGUAUGCUCCACCAUCUUGGCGACAUUGGGGCGCAUCCUGGGAACGCAGCGUAGCGGCGGCUCAGGCACCACAACAGUCGGUACUUCCGAGAUACUCAUUGUAAUGAUGUCGAUAAUCACCAUUAUGUCAUGGACGUACAUAUUACUGUCCCCGACAGCCAUUCCUGGUGGUGCAUUCGGUCCUCCCAAGCUGCGCCCUCUACUCAUCGUAAGAGGCGUUGCGGGUUUCUUCGGUAUCUGGGGCUUCUACGUCUCUCUACGCUAUCUCGCAUUAGCUGAGGCGACACUGAUCAACUUCCUCGCGCCAAUUCUCGCUGCCCUUCUCCUCGGCUUAUUACCAGGUCAGCAGCGCUGCUCUGUCGCUCAAAUUCUCGCUGCUCUAAUUGCGGUCAUUGGCGUACUCUGUGUAUUGCAGCCAUGGAGCGCUCAUAUAACGAAUACGCCUAGAGAACAUGCGCUGGCCAUUGCUGCGGCACUCAUCGGUGUCUUCGGCGGCGCAGUCUCUUUCUUAACGAUGUCGUGUCUAGGAGAGCACGCACACCCGAUGACAACGGUUGCAUACUUUGCCCCCAUAUGUACGCUACUCAGCGGCGCAUCGCUCAUCAUACAGCAACAAGGCUUGAAUUUCCCAUCUACCGCCGUAGGAUGGCUGUUCGUGUGCGUGUUGGGCAUAUUGGGGUUCGCUAUGCAUUGGCUCCUGGCAGCGAGCUUGAUGACCGGCGAUUCGAAGAGAGCGCUUCACAUAGUAAACCUGCAGGUGGUGUUCGCUAUGUUAGCGGAUAAGAUUGUAUGGAGACUGGAGCCGGGAUGGUGGAAGUUCGCUGGUGCGGCAUUGAUCGUGGGGAGCGUUAUAUUCGUUGCGGCUGUGAAGGAACCUCAAGGAUACACACUGGUUGGAGAAGUCGAUGAAGAAGAGAAGAUUGAGACUGAAGAUGCCAAUCACUGA
Alternaria infectoria is the source of this 1050-nucleotide messenger RNA. RefSeq lists its product as uncharacterized. The transcript is spliced from 2 exons. The record is from RefSeq and is a predicted model, not a curated record. Gene Ontology annotation, cellular component: membrane. The coding region runs from base 1 to 1050 and encodes 349 amino acids. Lineage: Eukaryota; Fungi; Ascomycota; Dothideomycetes; Pleosporales; Pleosporaceae.